UUGAUUGUAUACACCUGUGUCCAUGGAGGGGAUUGGAACACCUGAAUCACAUGAUAUGGAGGGGAUUGGAACACCUGAAUCACAUGAUAUGGAGGGGAUUGGAACACCUGAAUCACAUGAUAUGGAGGGGAUUGAAACACCUGAAUCACAUGAUUGGAGGGGAUUGGAACACCUGAAUCACAUGAUUGAGAGGGGAUUGGAACACCUGAAUCACAUGAUUGGGAGGAGAUUGGAACACCUGAAUCACAUGAUUGGGAGGGGAUUGGAGCACCUGAAUCACAUGAUUGGAGGGGAUUGGAACACCUGAAUCACAUGAUAUGGAGGGGAUUGGAACACCUGAAUCACAUGAUUGGGAGGGUUGGCCCAAUACUUCGGGGAAUAUAGUAUAUGUGU
Staurois parvus is the source of this 393-nucleotide messenger RNA. The record is from the annotation of a GenBank genome assembly. Lineage: Eukaryota; Metazoa; Chordata; Amphibia; Anura; Ranidae.